GUAGGCUGUGCGCGCGGUCGCAGACGCGGCGGUAUUGAACGGUUGUAGUCACUGCUUGCUGCGGGUCCAACUCCUGGAUUUCGGACUUGUUUGCUGCAUUAGCUCUCAUCCGGUGAGGCCUACGCCGCCUACUUCUUAUACCUUUUCACCUCCUGUAGCCGUGUCGUCGCGACUCCGCCACUAUGUUCGAGGCACGCCUGGUCCAGGGCUCCAUCCUGAAAAAAGUGCUGGAAGCACUUAAAGAUCUCAUCAACGAGGCCUGCUGGGACAUCAGCUCUAGCGGCGUGAACCUGCAGAGCAUGGACUCGUCUCACGUCUCCUUGGUGCAGCUCACCCUACGCUCAGAGGGCUUCGACACGUACCGCUGCGACCGAAACCUGGCCAUGGGCGUGAACCUCACCAGCAUGUCCAAAAUUCUGAAAUGUGCUGGUAAUGAAGACAUAAUUACACUAAGGGCUGAAGAUAAUGCUGACACCUUGGCACUAGUAUUUGAGGCUCCAAAUCAAGAAAAAGUUUCAGACUAUGAAAUGAAAUUAAUGGAUUUAGAUGUUGAACAGCUUGGAAUUCCAGAACAAGAAUACAGUUGUGUAGUAAAGAUGCCUUCUGGUGAAUUUGCACGUAUAUGCCGAGAUCUCAGUCAUAUUGGAGAUGCUGUUGUAAUUUCCUGUGCAAAAGAUGGAGUGAAAUUUUCUGCAAGUGGAGAACUUGGGAAUGGAAACAUUAAGCUGUCACAAACAAGCAAUGUUGAUAAAGAAGAGGAAGCUGUUAACAUAGAGAUGAAUGAACCAGUUCAGCUAACUUUUGCACUGAGGUAUUUGAACUUCUUCACAAAAGCGACUCCUCUCUCUUCUACGGUAACACUCAGUAUGUCUGCAGAUGUACCUCUUGUUGUAGAGUAUAAAAUUGCCGAUAUGGGGCAUUUAAAGUACUAUUUGGCUCCCAAGAUUGAAGAUGAAGAAAAAUCAUAGGCGUUCUUAAAAGCAAAAAAAGAAAAAUCUUUUUUUUAAAAUCAACCUAUAUGAGAACGGCUUCUGGGAUACCAACAUUUUAAGUCUUUUCUGUCACCAAACUUGUACUUCUGCGUACAUAUGUAGAUAAUGUUUUGUGUAAAUAAUCUAUUUUCCCCUCCAUUCUAUACAAUUUGGUUAAAAGAAUAAAGUUCUAAGUAACGUCUUGUUAGUCUAGAAAUAUGUCUGCCUUACCUGAAAUACUGAGUAUACUUUUUUGUAACAGGUUUUUUACUCUAGUUUUUAAGACCUGUUUUCAAUUUAAAUAAAACUUAUUUGAACUUCAAA
This is a messenger RNA of Erinaceus europaeus (western European hedgehog), 1295 nucleotides long. RefSeq names its product proliferating cell nuclear antigen (gene PCNA). Bases 183 to 968 code for a protein of 261 amino acids. Gene Ontology annotation, biological process: leading strand elongation; translesion synthesis; regulation of DNA replication. The transcript is spliced from 6 exons. Gene Ontology annotation, cellular component: PCNA complex. Gene Ontology annotation, molecular function: DNA binding; DNA polymerase processivity factor activity. Lineage: Eukaryota; Metazoa; Chordata; Mammalia; Eulipotyphla; Erinaceidae. The record is from RefSeq and is a predicted model, not a curated record.